Molecule: messenger RNA, 1377 nt
Organism: Penaeus chinensis
Lineage: Eukaryota; Metazoa; Arthropoda; Malacostraca; Decapoda; Penaeidae
Product: F-box/LRR-repeat protein 16-like
Exons: 1
Coding region: 133-1377 (414 amino acids)
Molecular function (GO): protein binding
Source: RefSeq, a predicted model, not a curated record
GGAGCAAGUGCCACGGCGGCUGACGGCGGCGGGGGCGCGCGACUUGGCUCGGAGGGCAUGGGCGCACGGGGCCUCGAGUGAUAGUGUUUUCUGGGCGCGGGAGUGUGUGUUCGGGCGGCAGUCGACCUGUCCAUGUCCCUUACAGCUCAGGAGGUGGUGGAGCGCGCGGGCGUGGAGUUGUCCAAGUGUAUCACGGGCCUGGGACUCCGCUCCCGCAGCAAGGACAAGGAAAUCCGCGACGCCCCGGGGGCAAGCGGAGGCAGCGGCGCCGAGGGCAGCAGGAUGGGGUCCGUGCGGCGGGGGGGCGUCAUGGAGAAGGUGGCCAACGUGCUGUGCGGGAACAGCGUGGCCAGCAGUGGACUCGUCAAUGGCAAAGCCAAAAUGGACAAACCGAUUCCGCCGGAGAAGCCGAGUCGCUUCCUGCUGGGGAAGGUCCGGAACGGCGUCCCGGCGGGGCCUUCGGGCAACCCCCUGGUGCCCUUCCACGGCCACCAGGGGUCCCCGCGACCCCUGCGCGCGGCCAGGUCGCCGGCGCACCUCCUGCGGGGACACCGCUUCCUCACGUGGGACGAGCUCAUCCGGGACGAGGCUUUCCUGGCCAGGUUCUUCUCGUACUUCUCGCCCAUCGAGAGGACGGUGCUGGCCCAGGUGUGCCUGCGGUGGCGCGCCGUGCUGUACCAGCCCAAGUUCUGGCACGGCGUGCGGCCCGUGCUCCACUGCCGCGAAAUGCGCCACGCCAACGUCGAGCUCACCACCGACAUGCGGCGCCGCUUCUACGUGUCGGUGCAGAAGCGCGGCUUCGACUCCCUCGUGCUGAUGUGCGCCAACGACGAGGACCUCAUGGACUUGGUGGCCAACUACGCCGUCAACCACACGAAGGCGCUGCGCUCCGUGGCGCUGCGCUGCUCCAACGUGUCCGACAAGGGCCUCGAGACGCUGCUAGACCACCUCAACGGCGUGUACCAGCUGGAGCUCCAGGGCUGCAACGACGUGACGGAGGCUGGCCUGUGGGCGUGUCUCAACCCUCGCAUCGUGUCCCUGUCCGUGGCCGACUGCAUCAACGUGGCCGACGAGGCCGUGGGCGCCAUCGCCCAGCUCCUGCCGUCGCUCUACGAGCUCAAUCUCCAGGCCUACCACGUCACGGACGCCGCCCUCGCCUUCUUCAGCCCGCGACAGACGUCCACACUCUCAAUCCUCCGCCUCCACUCGUGCUGGGAGCUCACCAACCACGCUAUCGUUAACAUAGGUAUGUACCCACGUGGCUUUUUGCAUAAACACUGGCUGUUGUUGGUGCGAGUUCACGGGGAAUGGAGAGCGUGCGCCCCGCUGUGUUUUCAUGGCCUGUCGUGGGCCGCGGCGCUGGUGCAUUCCCUUUAA